Canariomyces notabilis is the source of this 1364-nucleotide messenger RNA. RefSeq lists its product as uncharacterized. Bases 106 to 1173 code for a protein of 355 amino acids. The record is from RefSeq and is a predicted model, not a curated record. Lineage: Eukaryota; Fungi; Ascomycota; Sordariomycetes; Sordariales; Chaetomiaceae. The transcript is spliced from 2 exons.
ACGCUGUCAAAUUCAAAUUCAAAAUAUUUGCCCAAAGUUUUCCCAACCCUCCGUCGCGGGCAUGCAUCGCGGUUCUUGUUCUUGUCCUCAAAUCUGGAAAUCUGAAUGUUGGCCACCUUGUCCCAGCUUGAUAUUUACUCCGUUAGCGGGGGAGAAGGCGAUAGUAGCGAUGUCUCCGACAUCGAGGACUAUAGCCCCACGCAUAUAUGCCGCACCGGCUGUCCCAUCAUCAAGGUCGAUAGCGGCAAGCUGGGGAAACUGGCAGAAAGCGGCAGAUCCAUAUGCGUUGCAUUCAACAGCAAAAGCACAGCCGAACCCCUACAGGUCAUCGAGCUAGAUCUAGCCUACACUAGCCAGGGGACACCGCAUCCCGCCGCGCAGUACGUCGCCAUCAGCCAUGUCCGGGCCGAAGGUAUGGGCAACUCUCGGGGGGCCGAGCUACCGCAGUGCCGGAUACGUCAGAUUCAGGGGUUUGUCGACGCCCUGACUGGCAGUCCGGCUGGGCGCACCUUCUUCUGGAUUGACUCAUUGUGCCUGCCGUCGGCGGAUCGCCACACGAAAAAGCUCGCGGCACGCCAUAUCUGCCGUGUCUUUGUUUCCGCUCAUAGCGUUCUGGCACUGGUGCCAUCCCUCAUGUCGUUCAAGUCUAGCGGCGCGCCAGCGGACCGCACCCUGGCCAUCAUCGCGGCGUCACCCUGGCCCAAGAGACUGUGGACAUUCCAAGAAGGGGCGGUAGCAAACAAUUUUUUCUUUCAGUUCCAAGACAGAGCUGUGGCGCUUAAACAUCUUCUCUCCGCCAGUGAGCAAACGGCGAUGCCAGGGCUCCCAGGUGACAACGACACUCUGGAGAGUUUAUUGGACAAAAUCCUCCAGUUUAGCGAGGAUAUCAAAGUCGACGGCUUCCCCGGUUGCCUGAGAUACGGCAAAGAAGAGAACCUGUCGCUGUCAAGGCGCCGAGCCAAGGUGAAGUUGAGGGGCUACUUGAGGCUCUGUUUUCUGAUGCUACCCUUGUUUGAAUACUUUGCCACGGAGCGCGAACGGAUUGUGGUUCCGAAAGUCAAGUAUGCUUUGGAUACCGUAUAUGGCACACUUGGUAGAACGGCUACUGGGAGGGAACAGAGGAUAGACAGGCUAAAGAGUGUCUUAGGACUGCUGGAAGGGACAGUCGUGUAGAGAAGUUAGAGCUAGAAUUGCACACGUCAUGGUUUAACUUGAAUGCAUGCGGCGCGACAUUUGCAGCCUCUUUUGCAUAUCAUUGUUCAUGAUAUCAAUACUUCUCACAAGGGCUUCGACUGAACUACAGGAGGCACUUGAACAAGCAACACGCACAAUCGAGCACGGGAAUAUGCUGCCAACGAAUGCUC